UUGUAUGGGCAAGGAAGACACCACUGGGAUUGGCAGAAUGAAGUACCUUUCGAUUCUGCUCCUCAGCUUUGCAUCGUGCACUUUUGCUGCACCUGUGGACCUAGUCAGAAAUGAUGUAGACAUGAAUUUUGUUAAGAAUUAUUUAAAUAACUACUACAGCUCCGAAGAUGAGGCCAUAGCACCCUUCUAUUAUGAUGACAAUGUCACUUUGGCUGAAAAGCUCAAGAAAAUGCAGCAAUUUUUUGGACUGGAAGUGACUGGGAAUCCUGACAGUGAAACAUUGGCAGUGAUGAAGAAGCCCAGAUGUGGGGUGCCAGAUUUGGGAACCUUUACGCUCACUGAUGGAAAUCCCAAAUGGAAGAGGACCAAUAUCACAUACAGAAUUCUGAAUUAUACACCAGAUAUGCACCAAUCUGAUGUGGACAAUGCAAUCAAGAAAGCCUUGGAAGUCUGGAGCAAUGCAUCACCCCUGACCUUCAAAAGACUUUAUGAUGGCAUAGCUGAUAUAAUGAUCUCUUUCGAAGUACGAGACCACAGAGAUAAUUCUCCUUUUGAUGGACCUAAUGGGAUUCUGGCACAUGCCUUUCAACCAGGAGACAACAUUGGUGGAGAUGUCCAUUUUGAUGAAGAAGAAUCAUGGAGCAGCAAGGGCACUAGAGGCUACAACCUUUUUAUUGUUGCAGCCCAUGAGCUUGGACAUUCUAUGGGUCUGUCUCAUUCUGACGAUGCUGGGGCAUUGAUGUACCCUACCUACUCUUACACAGAACCUCAUUUAUUUAGGCUUCCUCAGGAUGAUAUUGAUGGAAUCCAAGCCAUCUAUGGAAAAUUAGAUAACCCAGUACAACCAACUGGACCCACAACACCAAAGGCUUGUGAUCCCAGGACCACUUUUGAUGCUGUUGCCAGCAUACGUGGAGAAAUGAUGUUCUUUAAGGGCAGGCAGUUCUGGCGUAAACACCCACAACUGGAUUUAGAGCUCUAUUUCAUUGCCCUCUUCUGGCCAAAUCUUCCAUCUCGUAUUGAAGCUGCCUAUGAAAAUUAUGAAAAAGACCAACUGGUUCUUUUUAAAGGAAACCAAUACUGGGUUCUAAAUGGUUAUGAUAUCCAAUAUGGCUACCCAAAGAGUAUCUACCAUCUGGGCUUCCCCAAAACUGUGAAGAAAAUUGAUGCCGCAUUCAGUGAUCCAGAAUCAGGGAAAACAUAUUUCUUUGUUGGUAACAAGUACUGGAGGUAUGAUGAAAUCAGACAAACCAUGGAAGCAGGUUAUCCCAAAAAUAUAGCCCAAACUUUUAAAGGAGUUGGCCCCAAAAUUGAUGCUGCUUUACAGCAUGAUGGGUAUGUCUACUUCUUCCAGGGGACAAAGGUACUCCAGUUCAACCCUAACAGUCGACGUGUUCAGUCAGUUCAAAGAAGCAAUACCUGGCUGAACUGUUAAAACAUUUAGUCAGUGCUUCCCAGCAAUAGCUCGUGGCUUCCAUUCAAUGGGAUGAUGCAUCCAUUCUCAAUCACACCAAAUUUUGAUAGAGCUCUCCAAGGGUUUGAAAUUUUAAUUGUAUUUUUAAAGCUAUUUUAUCUGUGAGCUCCCUGUCUGGGAGAAAGGUGCCAUAGAAAUGAAAUGGAACGAAUAAAUAAAUAUAAAAUAAAUAAGGUGCUGAACCAUAUUUCAAAAAAUAGGUUGAGCACCAUGGAUAAUACCAAGUUUGGAAUUAACCUUGGAAAAGAUUCAUCAUCCCUCUGACAUAGGAACUAUCAGCUACAUUUGGUGCUAUUUGUUUAUGACUCUGUAUUCCCAUUGGCCUUAAUCCUGAUGCAAAGACAGCAUUGUGUAUUUCAUCAAGUUUUAUUGAGAAUUCAGCAUUAUUAUUUUUAUUUUGUCAUCAAACAAAAUGGCUCCAGUGUGCUUUAGCUUGCUUAUGUACUUCAACAGGUUUGAUUCUGCCUCUUCUAUAAAGUGCUUUUUGUGGAAGAGCUGUGUGUGUUUCUGUUUGCAAUAACUCCAAAGAACACUGUGAACAAAACACUGAAUAGUUGUGUGUUGCAUUGACAAUAAUUGCUGACUAGAUGCAACCAUUGCAACAUUUCAUUCCAUAAGCAACUAUGAAAAAGUGAAAGGAAGUUGAAACUUUGGUCAUGUGUUGUCCUGGUUUCACACAUCUCCCUUCUUUCUUAUCAUUAUUUUAUUGUACUACAAUACAAUAUUGUACUACAUUGAAAUACAUAUUUUAUUGUAUUCACAGUCAAUGGUGUCUUGUAAAAUUAAAGAAAACAGGCCCAUAUAUGUAUUUGGUUCCUGUUGAGAAAAUAGACAACUAA
Molecule: messenger RNA, 2313 nt
Organism: Sceloporus undulatus (fence lizard)
Lineage: Eukaryota; Metazoa; Chordata; Lepidosauria; Squamata; Phrynosomatidae
Product: interstitial collagenase-like
Exons: 10
Coding region: 5-1435 (476 amino acids)
Biological process (GO): proteolysis; collagen catabolic process; extracellular matrix organization
Cellular component (GO): extracellular matrix
Molecular function (GO): zinc ion binding; metalloendopeptidase activity
Source: RefSeq, a predicted model, not a curated record